This is a messenger RNA of Anopheles moucheti, 1812 nucleotides long. RefSeq lists its product as uncharacterized. NCBI's taxonomy places the organism in Eukaryota, Metazoa, Arthropoda, Insecta, Diptera, Culicidae. Bases 1 to 1812 code for a protein of 603 amino acids. The record is from RefSeq and is a predicted model, not a curated record. The transcript is spliced from 8 exons.
AUGGCUUCGCGCAGCGCUGAGGGUUCGAUCGAUGAAAUAUCUCAAAAUGAUAAAAAAGUGCCCGAAAUCAAGGCUAUGCGUAGAGUACAUCUUUCAUCAAAUUUCCUAAUGGAUAUCGCGAAUUAUUUCUAUUGUCUUACAAAAAAUGUAAAGAUGGGCGAAAGGUUGCCAAUGAUUCAGGAGCAAGUAUAUCAGGUAAACGAUCCAAUGCAGAUGAAACUAUACUUAAGUGAGUGUGGUAAACAUCUGCAACGUAUAGGCAAGUUACGGGAUUCCUUACACUUCCUGGAGGCGGCUCAUGCCGUCGAACUGGGCACUGUAGCGGACGAUGUACAGAAGGAGAUAACUCAACUGUUAACCGAAAUUUAUAGCAAAUUGGGACAUUUUCGCACAGAAUUGAACUUUCUAUGUUGGGAACUGGAUCUGUUCGGGUCAAACGACAGUAGGGCCAUUUCAUGUGAAUCGAAAGACGGAAUGCUAAUAAGCAAACGUGAUUUCAAUAAAGGAGAUAUGGUAUUCUUUGAUAAGCCUGUGGUUGGCUAUGUGGAAGAUUCCAGAAUACAGUGCAAUAAUUGUACGGUCAAAACAUUGUACGCAAUCCCUUGUAUGCAGUGCUGUGCGGUAUUUUACUGUAGUGUGGCAUGCCAGCGCAAUGAUAAUCAUUAUCACCAGUACGAGUGCCUGGGAUUUCAGAUGCAUUACCUUCUCCUCAUUGAAAAUAUUUUAACACUACGGAUGCUAGUGAAGGCUUUGGAUGUAUUGCAGCAGAACUUAUUGGUACGCGAGGACUCACUUGAUAAACCGAAAACGGUAGAGCAACUUUGGGAAGUUUUGCUCGAAAAUCAUACACAUUCGGCAGACUUUCUGCAAGUCUUUCAAGCACGUACAUGUGAUCACUUCUCAGACGAAAAGAAAGUUUAUCACACUCUUCUUCGUAAAGUCCCACAACUGAUGUACUUUAUUAGGAAUUACAUGCAGCUGCUGGUUAAUUAUGAGCACUGUUGGACAGGUUUUCCGCAUCAUUUGCGCCACGUGUUCGUGGAGAGCGUCCUGUUACGCUUGUUAUGCCUAGCGGAAUCACAAGCGUGUUGUUUUAAGUACGAGCUCGCAUUUGACAAAACCGAAUAUGAGGAAAUGCUGCACACGACUGGCGAGGGCACACGAGGGUCUAAAUUGCUGGAUUGUAUGUCCAUUUCUGAGUCAAAUGUAUCGAAGAGAAAUCAAUAUUAUGGAUUGUACCGGUUCCAGACCGAGAUGAAAUAUUCUCGCACUAUUUACAAUACUGUCCCCAUAUUAUUGGAUCAUGGCGCUGUCGCGAUUCGUGCGAUAGUUGAAAUCAAGAAGGGCGAUACUUUAAUUUUCAUGGAAGGUGCACCUAGAGAUACAGCUCCUCUCAAUGUAAUUUCUAUGAACCCUGCUAACGUUGAGGUGCUUCCGUUGUACAAGGGUAUGUAUGAGCCAUACACCAAUAAGAUCAAAUUGAAAGAUCAAAUUACAAUCUGGUUACAAUUGAUAACGGAAAAGAGAAACAUAUUUACGGAAGAUCACUUUAUAGGCCUUCUGUUAUUGUUCGAUCGCUUCAUAUCCAGGUACCAGAGUGUACCGAAGCGACCUAUUUGCUUCUUUUCGCUAUUCGAAUCAACAAGUAAGCUGGAGAAAAUAUACCACGAGGCUAGACUAAUCCCCAUGGUACUGAUGCAAGAUUUGUGGAUGGUGCGGUUAAUGUACCGUUAUACUAAUUUGCGCGCUAUAAAAAGAGAAAAUAUCGAAAACUUGGUUAAUUACAUGUAUGACACAUAUUACCUAGAUUAA